AGGAGGUGGAGGCGGCGAUAGCGCAGUACGGCUGCUUUCAGGGCGGCGAGCAGGGCGACACCAGCAGAAGUAACAGCAGUAGCGGUAGCGGUAGCCGUACGGGUUUGCUGCGAUCCAAAGCCGUACCAGGAGCUCCAGCAGCAGCAGCAGCAGCACCAGCACCAGCAGCAGCUUCAGCUUCAGCCCUGCUGCCGCCGCCCAUGCCGGUGCCGCCCGUUCGCUCGCAGCUGCUGCAGCUGUGCGCGAACCCGCUGUGUGGCAGCUACGGAGGCGCGUGUGAGGGCAGUUUGAAGCUGGGGAAGUGCUCCGGCUGCGGGGGGGCAGUGCAGUACUGCUGCGGGGAGUGUCAGCGGCAGCACUGGCGGGCGGGACACAAGCAGGAGUGUGUGCUGGUCAAGGGACGGGCACACGAGAAGGGUACCGGUGCGUGAGGAGAGAGCUUAAUCGGGGGAGAGCGGAGCCGACAGGAGGGGGUGUGGGGGGCGGUCUAAGCAGUUUCGUUGACGAAAAGGGUUUGCUGGAUGCAGCUGACCAGCCAGACAUGUCGGCGCUGUGUGUUUUACUUUGUUGCAGCUCUUUUCCAUGAGUUGUGGGUGGCACUUGGCGGUUGCCUGACGAUUGAACUAACCGGUUGAAUGAAAGAGCAGACAUGUGGGCUUCGCCACCUGUACGGCACGAAGACUCCGAUCUUCCUACCUACUUGCGUCGGAACAUACACGAGCAGGGGUGGAACAAACCCGCACACAACAAACGCGCUUGGUCAGCAAAUCUCUUACACGGUACUGCCGGCCGGGGACCCGCUGCGUGCUGGGAGCAGCAGGGGGCUGCUGACAGGGCAGGAGAGGCUCGACAUUUGUCAUCGCCCCC
Messenger RNA from Astrephomene gubernaculifera, 867 nucleotides. NCBI's taxonomy places the organism in Eukaryota, Viridiplantae, Chlorophyta, Chlorophyceae, Chlamydomonadales, Astrephomenaceae. The record is from the annotation of a GenBank genome assembly.